AUGCAAGGCCCUCAACUCAAUCUUGACUGGAAAUCGAAUCGAUGGGCCAUUCUAUACUGCCUAGUCGCCGCUAUCGGGGCCCUUUGCUACGGAUAUGACACAAUCUACUACACUGGCAUUCAAGGCAUGCCCUGGUUUAUACAGGACUACGGAGAGCAAGGAGCAGAUGGCACAUACGCGCUAGGGACCACCUUCCUGUCCGUGUCGGCCAGUAUUAUCUACGUCGGAGAACUCUGCGGUGCCCUGGCGGCCGCUCCUAUCAAUGACGCCCUGGGACGACGUGUUGUGUUCCUCUCAGCCUCCAUCUGUAUCAUCGUUGGCGCCAUUGUACAAGUAUGCUCCUUCGGCUCGGGCGCCGUCUUCUAUGUCAGCCGAGUGCUAAUCGGUCUGGGCAUCGGGCAAUUCACCGCAACCUGCCUGAUGUACAUCGGAGAGGUCGCGCCGCCUGCGAUCCGCGGUCCGGCUGUUAUGUCUUUCCAAUUCAUGCAGUCCAUCUCUCAGCUGGUUGGAGCGUGCGUCAACCAAGGCACAAAAGACAUCCAAAGUGCCCAGUCCUACGAGAUCCCCAUGUGCUUGCUGGUGGUCCUCCCAGGUAUCAUGCUCCUGUGUCUUCCGUUCACCCCCGAAAGCCCCGUCUGGUACAUGUACAAAGGAAAGCGGGAGAAAGCCAUCAAGGCCCUCCGCAAGAUCAACCGCAGUGCUCGCGACUACGACCCGUUAGUGGACGUCCAAACCAUCGAAGACCAAGUCCGCGUGGAGCGCGAAAUGGCCAAGGACGCCACCUGGCUCUCCCUCGUCACGGACCCCAUCGAGCGCCGCAAGCUGUUCUACGCCUGCGGCGCCAUGUUCGUGCAGCAGAUCAACGGCAUCCAGUUCUGGUAUACCUACGGCGUCGUCUUCGCGCAGUCCAUCGGCGUUGCCGACCCCUUCACCAUCAACACCAUUAUCUACGUCGUCCAGAUAAUCACCGUUGCUGUCGCCGUUGUCUUCGGGAAUAGAAUAAACCGCCGCAAUUGUCUUCUAGUUUGCUCUGUCAUCAUCUUCGCCUCCCUCAUCGCUGUCGGUGGCCUCGGCACUACUCGCGACGCGGACGGCUCCUUCGGCUACGGCGUCAGCAUCGGCAUCAUCGUCCUAGCGUAUGUCAAUAUCAUCGCUGUCAACUUCUCCAUCAGCACCGUGUCAUACUCGAUUGUGUCGGAGAUGGCUGUCGGCAGGAACAGAAACAAGAUCACAUCUUGCGCUAUCAGCGUUUUCUUCAUCACUGUCUGGCUCAUGGUCUUUACGAGUCCGUAUAUGUACUACACGGCGAACCUGGGCCCGAUGAUCGGGUUUGUCUACUGCGGCACGACUCUCUUUCUGUUGGCGUACUCGUGGUUCUGCGUGGGAGAGACUACGGGGCGUAGUGUAUCUGAUAUUGAGCGCCUCUUCCAGGACCGCGUCCCUGUUGGGGAGUGGGCGACGUAUGUAAUUCCUGGCAAGUAUGAUGUCUCGGUGGACAAGGAUGAGGGUAAAGAUGAGUGCAAUGAGCAGCAGAUUGAAAUGGCGUGA
Aspergillus steynii IBT 23096 is the source of this 1548-nucleotide messenger RNA. RefSeq names its product general substrate transporter. The transcript has a single exon. The coding region runs from base 1 to 1548 and encodes 515 amino acids. Gene Ontology annotation, biological process: carbohydrate transport; transmembrane transport. Gene Ontology annotation, molecular function: carbohydrate:proton symporter activity. The record is from RefSeq and is a predicted model, not a curated record. Lineage: Eukaryota; Fungi; Ascomycota; Eurotiomycetes; Eurotiales; Aspergillaceae. Gene Ontology annotation, cellular component: membrane.